Symbiodinium sp. CCMP2592 is the source of this 799-nucleotide messenger RNA. NCBI's taxonomy places the organism in Eukaryota, Dinophyceae, Suessiales, Symbiodiniaceae. The record is from the annotation of a GenBank genome assembly.
GACCAUGGCGAAAGGCACGUUCCUCUUGAAAUGGCUCGUCGUCGCCGUCUUCGCAGGGAGCCUGUGGACGGCCUUCGUUGGCCCGAGCCCGCAGGUGCGGACACCGCCCCGAGAGGUUGCGCUUGCUGCGGAGGGUGAAGGCGGGACCUUUGGCGGAGGAAUGAGCAAGGACGAGCGCCAGCUGCUGAUGGAUUGGAUGGCUCCACCGGACCAACUUAUGGAGGAGACCGAGGACGGAAUGAUCCUGCGGGAGAAAUACCCAGGUGGGCGGUCAGCGACCUCCGUCUUCUGGGCCAUUGUGCAGCCCGCUGUGUCCCUGGGCUUCUUGGUGGUCGGUGUUUCCUCUUUCUUCGGAGAGCCGAUCGUGGAUUGGAGCCCGAUCACCUCUGAGUACCUCGGGUUCCUUCGACCUUCCGAGGGAAUCAAUUUCUUGCCACAGGGUGCUUUCAUGUCCUUCUACGGCAUCUUUGGCUUCUUCGUCUUCGGUCCCAUUCAGUGGUACAUCAACAUCUUCAACGUGGGCCAGGGCGUCUGCGAGUUCAACAAGAAGGAUGGUUACAUGUACAUGGUGAGAAACGGCGACAUGAUUCGUGAGGUCCCCCUCUCUGACUUCCAGGCCGUGAAGUUCGAGUGGACCAACAUGGCCAUUACCGGAAGCCGCGACUUGUACCUGGUCACACAGGAAGGCCAAGAGAUCCACUUCAUGGAUGACCCCGAGGUCUACAGCAAGUACGUCCUUGAGAAGCGCGCAUCGAAGUUGUCCGAGUUCCUGAACAUCGAGCUCCUGGUGGAUGACUAA